This is a messenger RNA of Closterium sp. NIES-67, 1989 nucleotides long. NCBI's taxonomy places the organism in Eukaryota, Viridiplantae, Streptophyta, Zygnematophyceae, Desmidiales, Closteriaceae. The record is from the annotation of a GenBank genome assembly.
CCACUGUCACCCAGAAUAGCCGAAAAGGCUGCAGGUGACCCUCCUCCCCCCGAACCGCACCAAGCCAAGGGACCACCCCGAACUGUGGUGCUGUUUCUUCGCUGGCCAUGCUGUGGCGCGUUGGUCCCUAGCUAGGUACGAUAGUGAGUAGUUAUAAACUCGGUGUUAUCGUGGUUAUGACAAGAAGGCCAUUCCUCCCACGAAGUAGCAUAUUCCUGUCUGUCCCUCCAAGCCUGAAGCGAGUGCUAGCGACACGCCCUGACUGGCUCGCGAGCAGCCAUUCCUUCCAAAUCGCCGGGUUAAUGACGGCGUCGUAAAAAAUUUGAGGUGCCUAGGAACAGAGGCGUCUUUUGUAGCACAGUUUCCAAGUACAGAGAUUCCUCACCGACACUUUCAGUAGCCAGUUUCGUCACGAGAAACAAACCGAAUUUCUCGUAAACUUUGAAGAUGCCUGGCCUGCUCAAGCACGGGAAACUGUCAUGGCGUUUCCGAUCCUCAAUUUCCGAGAUUGAGACUCCGCAAGAUGCGUGUCUUCAAGUUUCGCCGCCUCUGGUUGAUGAGUCAACGGCAGCGAAACCGUUUCCUGAUAAUGCAACAGAGGCGACGUCUGUAGCUCCUGGCGACUUAACUGUGACGGACAAAACCUUAAAAACUGCAAAUUCUGACAGCGACAGAAGUUGCAACGGCUCUCCAAGGUCGCGAGUGGCAGAAGCCGGGAGUUCAGCACCGGGUAGAUCGCCCUCGGCCAAUGGGAGUAAAGCAGGAAGUACGCCAAUCAGUAGGAAGUUAUUGCUCUCGCCCGGCUGGAAGAGGGUAUUUAGCGGAACUAGCCCGCUGAACUGCAGCGGCGCUCGGCGCGCUUACCUGGACGACUGCGAGAGCUGGGUGGAUUCAGUGGAGGCUGAAAUGGAGGACAUUCUGAAUGAUUGGGGGGCGCUGGAGUCGCUCGUGAAGCAGAGGGCCGAGGUAGCGAAGCAGCCUAUAGCGAAUUUCUGCAUGAGGAAGUCUGUCAGCUGCGACUCGUUGGUAUCCUUGGCGGAAUAAGGGGGGAAGGGGGAGGACGGGAUGGGGUGGGGGGAGGGGGUUGGGGGGUGAAGUGGGAAAGCCGAUCCCGCAGAAGGGAGGGGACAAGACAAGCAUCCGAAACAUACUGCAUGCAGCUACUGGUGGAGGGUGGGGGGACCGAUAAGCGGAAGGGUGGGGGGACCGACAACGGCGGCAGGAAAAAAAAUAGCUGUGCCGUUUGCGGGCUCCUUCGGCGGGUGAGGGGGGUAGUGGCACCGCAAUGGGUUCGGGUUGGGUGAGGGAAAAACCUGGGAGCAAGUACAAGAAGGCUGGGAAAGAUGAAUGAAUAAGUUUUCCCCUCUCUGAUGGGGGUGAUAAAAUGUUCCAGGUGAACCCUGGCUGUGAGGGUGGGUGGGUGGGCACAUGUGAAAAUAGUACAUCAUCCAGUCGUCCAUCCAUUUUUGUCUGGAACACAAUCGAUUGUUGUCUUUAUCAACUUCUCACUGUGUUCAGACCUGAUGACAUGCUCAGAAAUAAUGCAUUUCAGGAGGGGUAUGUCGCAUACACACCAUUAUGGUUCUGCAAUGGAAUACCCCAGUGUGCAGGUUGCUUCCACUUCCUAAUAUUCCUCGCUGGUCUAGGAAAAGAUGGGGUACACUCCAUAGGAAUAUAUAGAUACGUAAUAGUUGUGAAAACGUAAGGUAUCGUGAAGUGACAAUGUACAGUGUGUGCGCUGUGUACAUUGCAGGAAUGCAGCACGGUUUCGAUGUUAUUUCAUCUGGCCGAUCUCCGCCCCAGCACAGUAACCUUGUGUUUUGUUCUGGCUGGCCCUCUCAGGGCGUGUCCUAGGUGAAGAAAAUCUCGUUAUUAGUUUCUGGUGGAGCUCGGUUAUGCAGAUUUGAGUCGUGGUCUGUGCGUUGUAGUAGUCUUCAGUGUGAUAACCUUUUCAAAAUCGGCACUCAGGACAAGCCCUGAGAGCUUAUU